CGCUGGACACUGACGCCCUGUGUUCGCCCCACAGGGCUUGUUUUUGCAAUCGAGUUGGUGUGACUUCGUGCUGGUGUGGCCUCAUAGUGCAAGGCAAGUUUGUGAGGGCUGCCGUGCGCCUGAAACGGCGCUGCCAGCCUCGCAGAGCACCACACUGCAACAAAGCUUAAAAAUUGCCCCCCGUACGGUAUCGAGGCGAAGCUUGGCUCCCAAAACAGAGCAAACUACUGCAGACCGGUGAGCAGCCAUGUGCCGGCCCCCGCCCAAGCCACGGGACGACGACGCGACGGACGACACCGAGGCGACGCACCAGAGCAAACGCUCGAGGACAAAAUCCCUCGCCGACCAGCCGCCGACGCCCUGCGAGUUGAAUCGGCGGGCGGGCAACGACGAGGCCCGCGUCGAGAAGAUCGCCGGGGCCGUGUCCACGAUCCUGGAAGCUUUAGGUGAAGAUCGGACCCGACCAGGCUUGCAACAGACGCCGAAGCGCCUCGCCCAAUUGCUCGUGGACUGCACGUCGGGCUACGCUCGCCGGCUGGACGAGGUGUUGAAUGGUGCCGUUUUCGAGGAGACCUACUCCGAAAUGGUUGUGGUGCGGGACAUCGCUCUCUACAGCCUGUGCGAGCACCACGUCGUCCCCUUCCACGGCAAGUGCCACAUCGCCUACGUGCCGAACGGGCGAGUUCUAGGAUUAUCGAAGCUCGCGCGCAUCGCCGAGAUGUACGCGCGGCGGCUGCAGGUCCAGGAGCGCCUGACGCAGCAGAUCGCGCAGGCCGUCCAGGACGCCUGCGAGCCGCUCGGCGUGGGCGUCGUCGUCGAGUGCUCGCACAUGUGCAUGUGCAUGCGCGGCGUGCGCGCGGCCGGGUCGUCGACGGUCACUUCUGCUGUCCUCGGUUCCUUCCGGUCGGACUUCCGGACGCGCCAGGAGUUCUUCGCCAACAUCUCGAUGGGCGCCCGCACGCUCUAGCCUCGUUUCGCCUGUACAA
Messenger RNA from Pelagomonas calceolata, 986 nucleotides. NCBI's taxonomy places the organism in Eukaryota, Pelagophyceae, Pelagomonadales, Pelagomonadaceae. The record is from the annotation of a GenBank genome assembly.